AUGAUCGAUCUUGUUGAGAAGGGAUUCAUCUUAGCUCUUGGUCCAGUGGGGCCAUUCCCGCAUGAAGACCCCGCAUCGCGUGCUAUCGUUCAGGAUUGUCUUCAUCUUCAAGGCGACCAGGCUCAAAUUCAUCGAUGA
Phytophthora nicotianae INRA-310 is the source of this 138-nucleotide messenger RNA. RefSeq lists its product as hypothetical. The record is from RefSeq and is a predicted model, not a curated record. The coding region runs from base 1 to 138 and encodes 45 amino acids. The transcript has a single exon. Lineage: Eukaryota; Oomycota; Peronosporomycetes; Peronosporales; Peronosporaceae.